AUCGAUGCUUCUCCACCACUAAUUCCUACUACAAGGCAAUAUUUUCCGCAUGCAACCAAAAAAUGCAAGCAUAGAACUUAUAAUUGCCAAGCCGAUUCUAUUUGGGUAGCCCCACAGUAGCAGCAGGAUCCACAACUGUUCGGAGAAGCCCUCUCCGCCUCCGUCACGAACGAUAGAAGUCAAACAGUGCCUUUGACUUUGGCUGAGCCCUGCAAAAUUUGUGUCAGCCGUGUGCGAAAGUCGAAAAAAAACACCUCUGCUGAUUUUGAAAAGUCCCUGCGAAGAAAAAGGACAGACCGGCACCAGCAGGAGCAGGAAGCAGUAACGGCUACAGGCUGCCUUGGCCCGAGCUAUGAGUGCUGCAAAGAAGUAUAAGCCCAUGGACACAACAGAGCCGAACGAAAACACUGAGAACAUUACCGCCUGCUUGAAAAAGGCGGAAACCGCAGCCGCUGCCGCCGCCUCGACCCAGGGACGCAGCGCCUUCGCCGCCCAGAACAUGAACUCGGCCGCAUCUACAAAUGGCGAGCGCUUGCCAAACUUCUCCAAGCUUGGCGGCCACCAUGGGGAGAUUCGAACAGCAUCAACUACCUCAAACCUCCUUAAUCGCAUGGGAGCCAUUCACAACAGCAAGCCAGGCGAUGUUAAGAAAAUAGUGAUUAAGAACUUUAAGGCUAAGCCUACACUGCCCGAUAACUACUCCGAGGACACUUAUGUGAAGCUCGAGGAAGCGGUUAUUGCCAUUCAACUGUCAAAACCCAUCAAAUAUUCGCUGGAGGAACUCUACCAAGCCGUGGUGAACAUGUGUAGCCAUAAGAUGGACGCGCAGUUGUAUGCGAAGCUCAAGGAAUUGACAGAACAGCAUGUGAAGCGCAAUAUUAAACUCAAGGAACUAACCGGCGGCAGCUUGGACAAGCUGGUAUUGCUGGAAAAGAUAAACCACUGGUGGCUGUCAUUUUGCCAGCAAAUGAUCAUGAUUCGUAGCAUUUUUCUUUACAUGGAUCGCACCUAUGUGCUGCAGAACUCCUCCAUCCACUCGAUCUGGGACAUGGGGCUGGACCUCUUCCGCAUUCACUUUGCUCAGAACAAUGUCGUCCAGAAGCGGACUGUCGACGGUCUGCUGACCUUGAUAGAGAAGGAGCGCCAGGGCUCGACCGUAGACCGCGGACUUCUAAAGAGCCUGGUGCGCAUGCUAUGCGACUUACAGAUCUAUACCAGCUCGUUUGAAGAAAAGUUUCUCGACGCCACCAAUCAGUUGUACAAGGCUGAAAGUCAACGAAAGAUGCAAGAGUUGGAAGUGCCCGAGUACUUGCAGCACGUCAACAAGCGGCUGGCCGAGGAGAACGAACGGUUGUUGCACUAUUUGGACUCAAGCACAAAACACCCCCUGAUAUACAAUGUGGAGAAAGAGUUGUUAGCAGAGCAUCUAACGACCAUUUUGCAGAAGGGGUUAGAUGCUCUGCUUGAGGAUAACAGACUGAACGACCUUACACUGUUGUAUGGUCUUUUAAGCCGCGUCAAGAACGGUACUUCCGAGCUGUGUGGAAACUUCAACGGAUACAUAAAGAAAAAGGGACGCACCAUUGUCAUCGAUCCCGAGAAGGAUAAGAGCAUGGUCCAAGACCUGCUUGAUUUCAAAGACAAAAUGGACAUCAUCGUCCGUAAUUGCUUUGAGCACAAUGAAAAGUUCACAAAUUCGUUGCGCGAGGCCUUCGAGUUCUUUAUCAAUCAGCGCGCCAACAAGCCGGCCGAACUCAUUGCCAAAUAUGUUGACAUGAAACUUCGAUCCGGCAACAAGGGCACCACCGACGAGGAGCUGGAAAAGACUUUGGACAAGAUCAUGGUUCUGUUUCGCUUCAUUCACGGCAAGGAUGUGUUCGAAGCCUUCUACAAAAAGGAUUUGGCCAAGCGUUUGCUGGUGGGAAAAUCUGCUUCUGUAGACUCUGAAAAGAGUAUGCUAUCCAAACUGAAGCAGGAGUGUGGUGGAGGGUUCACCUCGAAGUUGGAGGGCAUGUUCAAGGACAUGGAGCUGAGUCGAGACAUCAAUAUAGCGUUCCGUGGACAUGCGCUGAGCAAUAAUCGCGACGUCCACAACCUAGACUUGUCCGUCAGCAUUCUGACCAUGGGCUAUUGGCCAACGUAUGCGCCCACAGAAGUCACUAUGCCGCCACAGUUUAUCAAUCCCCAGCAGAUCUUCAAUAAGUUCUAUCUGGAAAAGCACAGCGGUCGCAAGCUGCAGUGGCAGCCAACGUUGGGAAAUUGCAUGCUGCGGGCACAGUUUGAUGCGGGUUCAAAAGAGUUACUGGUGUCGCUGUUUCAAGCUCUGGUCCUUCUUCUGUUCAACGACAAGAAAGCUUUAAGCUACGAAGAGAUAUUGGCCGCCACCAGCAUCGAGGAUGGAGAGCUCCGUCGGACAUUGCAGUCGCUGGCGUGCGGUCGUGCCCGCGUUAUAACGAAAACACCGAAAGGUCGGGAUAUUGAGGAUGGUGAUCAAUUUGAUUUCAACAACGAGUUCACCAACAAGUUGUUCAGAAUCAAGAUCAACCAAAUUCAGAUGAAGGAAACGAACGAGGAACAAAAGGCAACGGAGGAGCGUGUUUUCCAAGAUCGCCAGUAUCAAAUUGAUGCUGCCAUUGUGCGCAUUAUGAAAAUGCGCAAAACGCUGAGCCACAACCUACUCAUCACCGAAUUGUUCAACCAGCUGACCUUCCCUGUUAAGCCUGCUGACUUAAAGAAACGCAUCGAGUCGCUCAUCGAUCGCGACUACAUGGAGCGGGAUAAGGAUAAUCAAAAUCAAUACAACUAUGUGGCAUAAGCUGCCCCAGACUCUGUGAACACCGAUUGUAAUUUUCUUUUCAAUUACCAUAUGCAUACUUACUAAGAGUCCAAUGAAAUGUUUGGAAGUAUUUCUUGGCCGGUUGGUAUUGGUCUGCGAGUUAGUCGGCGCUAGUUGCGUUACUAUAACUUUUAUAACUAGAUCCGUUGUACACGCCCCAGCUAAUGGUAGUCUAGAUGCUACAAUUCUUUUUUGUAAGUUACCUUAUCAACCAAUAAAUUAAGCGUUUUAUUUACAAGCCA
Molecule: messenger RNA, 3078 nt
Organism: Drosophila bipectinata
Lineage: Eukaryota; Metazoa; Arthropoda; Insecta; Diptera; Drosophilidae
Gene: Cul4
Product: cullin 4
Biological process (GO): protein ubiquitination; DNA damage response; ubiquitin-dependent protein catabolic process
Cellular component (GO): Cul4-RING E3 ubiquitin ligase complex
Molecular function (GO): ubiquitin protein ligase binding
Source: RefSeq, a predicted model, not a curated record